AAAUUUUACUGCUGUGCCCCAGCGUCUUUCUUGACACGAUUCCAUUUCCCGAAUCCAAGUAGGGAGGCAUGGUUGCUUUCCAAAUAAGAAAGCUUACAACGUCAUGAUACAGGCAUGUGAAAUUAAGAAACAGAAGUCAAAAAUUCAUGCGAGCAAAUAGCUAUUUAACAGCUGACAACUUCGAAAACCCUGAGUGUCCAGGAAUGGAAUCAAUUCCGAGUCAGCUGCCAGCCGUACGAGACUCCAGCUGCUCCCCAACUUCCAAGCAAGAGCUGCAAUCCUACUCUGGCCCUGCGUUAAAACCUAACCAAGUCAGCGAGGCCUCUCUGUACGGAAUACCCAUAGUCUCUCUAGUCAUAGAUGGCCAAGAGAGACUCUGUCUCGCUCAAAUCUCCAACACCCUCCUGAAGCACUACAGUUACAACGAGAUACACAACCGCCGCGUGGCCCUUGGUAUUACCUGCGUGCAGUGCACGCCAGUCCAGCUCGAGAUCUUGCGGCGCGCAGGGGCUAUGCCAAUUUCAUCCCGGCGUUGCGGGAUGAUCACCAAGCGCGAGGCCGAGAGGCUUUGCAAAUCCUUCCUCGGGGCACACGCGCCGCCCAAGUUACCUGAAAAUUUUGCCUUUGAUGUAUCUCACGAGUGCGCAUGGGGAAGUCGGGGCAGCUUCAUACCAGCUAGGUACAACAGCUCUAGAGCUAAAUGUAUAAAAUGUUCAUUCUGCAAUAUGUAUUUCUCUCCAAACAAAUUCAUAUUUCACUCGCAUCGCACCCCAGAAUCCAAGUACACACAGCCCGAUGCUGCUAACUUUAAUUCGUGGAGGCGUCAUCUCAAAUUAACUGACAAAAAUUCAGCUGAUGAGGUGACGCACGCCUGGGAAGACGUCAAGGCCAUGUUCAAUGGCGGCAGCAGGAAGAGGACGCUGCCAUCCAGUGGGUCUACGGGGUCCUCCCCGACCAAAACCCCGGGACCCCGCGGGCAGCCCCACAGUGAAUCCCCUGAAAUCCCGCACAAAGCCAUGAGAUGCCAGGACGAGCAGUCCGGCGUUGUUCCAAGCAGCAUGCGCAGCUAUCCCGUUAUCCCCGUGCCCAGCAAGGGCUUCGGGAUGCUGCAGAAGAUCCCCCCGCCGCUCUUCCCCCACCCUUACGGAUUCCCUGCCUUUGGACUGUGUCAGAAAAAAGAGGACGGCAUGGUGAUUGGCGAGCCAAAUAAAACUAACCUUUCAGGCAUGUUUUGGCCCGGGACGAAAGACAGUGGCUAUCCAUCGUUUCCAAUGUUUUGGCCCACAACAGGAAGCCUCCCCAUGCCACCCUAUUCCCAGUCACACCCUAAACCACCCUCGGACCUGCUAUGCUCCAGACCAAAUGAAGUUGACGUCUCGGAGCCAAAUGACCGAGGCACAAACACACCCAAAGAGAGUGGUAUAGACAGCGAGCGCUGUUCAAGCACGCAGUCCCUCCGCAAUGAAGAGGACAAGUCUGGAGAUGACAGCCGCUCGGUGGAUGGGAUGCCAGACACUCCCCGGAAAAUGAGCUACAUAUCAGCUUUCAGACCUGUGGUGAAAGACACGGAGAGCAUUGCCAAGCUGUAUGGGAACAGAGGGUCGUAUGCAGGGGGUCGAUCUGGCUACCUGUCACCCGAUUUUCUAAGCGAAAGUUCUAGUUACAGGUCGGCCUCUCCGGAUGUGGACAGCGUGGAUGACCCGGAUGUGGACGUAGAGUCAAACAAAGUGCAGGAGGAGGACUCUUUUGCCUUGUCAGGUGACGGCCACCGGAGUCCACUUGGCCCUGUAACUCAAGAAGCGGCCGCGACGAGUGUGGAAUCGGAGGACAGAACCAAGUCGAGCGAGGCACGCGCUACAGAUGCUGACAGAGAGAGCAAACAGCUGCCAAUAGAAACCAACAGAAAUACAGCGAUAUACGAGGUGUAUACGAAUGAAAGAGACGGCCAUGUGCAACGAAUGAGCACCCCGUGCACAUUUGGAUCAUCAGUUAAUUACCAACGUGAUCGUCGGGAGUCGAAUGAUACGCGCGAGGAGGAGCCGUCUUCUACUGUGGAUGAAAUCGAACCUAAAAGUUUCCACCAAGACCAUGGCGCUCUGUCAGAUGGAAACCAAAGAGAACCUGAUGGUGGUCAGGAGGCAACCCGUUGUGAUGAUGGCACUACCCCAGUGAUCGGCAGCAGAAAUAUAGAAAGCAUGGCCAAAGAAGAAUUGCAGAAACAGUUAGUUGAGCAGGUGGAACUUCGGAAAAAACUGGAGCGGGAAUUCCAAACUUUGAAAGAUAAUUUCCAAGACCAGAUGAAGAGAGAGCUGUCCUACAGGGAGGAGAUGGUGCAGCAGUUGCAGAUAGUUAGAGAUACUCUAUGCAGCGAGUUGGACCAUGAGAGAAAGGCUCGUUAUGCUAUUCAACAGAAGUUAAAAGAUGCUGACCCCCCGGCACUGUACUGGAACCUGCACCUUCAAGCCCCCCCUGCUGCCCCCGUGACCGGCAGAGCCCCCGCCCGCCUCAGGAACCAACCCCCCAGCUGGUGGACCGAGUGGGAGAGGAACCUACCUGCCUGGAAACCUCCUCUGAUUUUUAGCCGAAACCACACCUAACCUUCACCGCCACACCGAACUGCACCCAGUGAUAUCUGUAGAAACACAGAUGUGAGUCUAUUCGUAUUGUAGUUCCAGGCCUAUGUUAAAGCACAUUUUGAGAGACAGAAACCAAGGCUUGUUCUCAGAUAAAAAUGUAAGUAUUGUAUAAUCUGAAGUUAAAGACUAACACAGUGAUUACAUUGAAUAACCAAGACCAUCACCUCUAGAAAUUUGUUUAUAUAUCAAGUGGCUAUGUGCAAUGCAUAUAAAAAAUAUACAUAAACAUAUAUAUAUAUAUAUAUAUUUAUGUAUCUUGUGAUACUUCUUGUUGGUGGAAUGUUAGAUGGAUCUAAAUAGGUGGUUUAGUUAUUUAUGUCUUUGUACAUUUUUAUUUAACCUUAUUUAUUUUCCCUCAUCUCUGUUGUUUGUAGUCAUCUGCAACUUUGUAUUAUAUUAAUGUAAAGCACUUUAAACAGGUAACCCAGCGGAUUCAAAUGUGUAUUAAAAUAUGCUCUUUGGAAAUAACUGGAACUGCUGUUUUCAUUGGUUAAAAAAUAAAUAACUGGAACAAC
Messenger RNA from Alosa sapidissima (American shad), 3151 nucleotides. RefSeq names its product SKI family transcriptional corepressor 1b (gene skor1b). Lineage: Eukaryota; Metazoa; Chordata; Actinopteri; Clupeiformes; Clupeidae. Gene Ontology annotation, molecular function: RNA polymerase II cis-regulatory region sequence-specific DNA binding; SMAD binding; DNA-binding transcription factor activity, RNA polymerase II-specific. The record is from RefSeq and is a predicted model, not a curated record. The transcript is spliced from 9 exons. Gene Ontology annotation, biological process: negative regulation of transcription by RNA polymerase II; negative regulation of BMP signaling pathway. Gene Ontology annotation, cellular component: nucleus; transcription regulator complex. The coding region runs from base 147 to 2597 and encodes 816 amino acids.